Pseudo-nitzschia multistriata is the source of this 970-nucleotide messenger RNA. The record is from the annotation of a GenBank genome assembly. Lineage: Eukaryota; Bacillariophyta; Bacillariophyceae; Bacillariales; Bacillariaceae.
CUCCUGGUUCUCGUUCGUUUAGUUGCUUGCUUCAAAGUUUGUAACUUUGGUAACUAAUUCUUCUGGCAUCGAUUGAUUCAGCAUAAAUUUUCUCAUAAAAAGAAUCGCCUCUGUUCCCAGUUCUGUCGCUUCCAUUCCAUUUAUGAAUUUCCCUUGUAGACGCGCGGGUGGUAGGUGUUUCUUCAAUAUUCCUCGUGAACGUUCGUCGCCCUGUCUCUUUUCAUCGACGUAAUUGAUAAUAUCUUGCAAAGCAUCAACAUCGUUCAUUUUCAUGAAGGGGCAUGUCGCACAACCACCAGCAGUAGAACAUCCUUCUCCACCAGCCACACCCGGAACGAUGGAAAGUUCAUUUUCCGAGCUGUUGAUGGAAUUGGUUUCGCAAUCUUCAACAGACAUAACUGCUUCUGAACUCACAGGGAAUAUGAUUUCUGCCUCGACUCGUCGUCCUUCUGAAUUCGAGGAAGCAUCUCCCAAGAUUUCCUGUACUUUUUCGACGAUUGAUGUGACCAUUCCAGCUUCUGUACCCAAGAUAAAACGUAGUUUUCUAUCUUUAGCCUUAUCAGAAGUAGCUGUAUUCGCAGCAUCUUGGACCUUUCGGCUAAUAAAAUUCAAUAUAUCUGCAGUUGAUCCUACAACACCUUCGUCGUUUAGCGACUUCCUCAUUCCAAUCUCAAACAUUUCACCGGGUACUUCUAGAUGAGCAGUGAUAUACGUAUCGGGCUCGUUCUCGUAUGUUGUUCUAACUGUCUCUGUGACCUGGUUUCCAAACAUGUGAUGUACAACACAAUUUCCUUGCGGGAAUACCCUUAAAUUAUCCUUCAGAGAUUUCAGACUGGCAUUUGUGUGUCCGGGAUGCAAUUCCGAUUUGAUUCUCUCGUCGCUCCAGUCGCUUGACUCUUCAAUGACUUCGAACAGCCUCUCGAGAUUUUGUCCCAUGUACGUAUCCGGGCCAUAAAGUACCCUCAAAUUG